UAGUGAUAACCUCCAGAAUUUAUCUUGCAGUGAAAUUCCACAAUUCUAAAAAAGCAGAUACGAUUGUUUCCCGUGUUCGUUUUUCGUUUGCACUGUGUAAUUGUGAUUGCGAGUAAUGGAUUGUGUUGCUUCAUGUAUGCUUUAUUGAAAUGAUAAUUAAUUUGAAGCCAAAGAAGUGAUAUUGAGGGGUGAGCGGUAUUUCUGCUUCGCGAGGGUAUUAAGUUUUGCCAGCAUUAUCAAAGAAGCAUGUAAGGUUCUAUUAGAACUUGUCCUCGUUGGAAUUCAAAAUGAAAGUGAUCUUUCCGGAUACGCGUUUUGUCCUGGAAUUGCAGUGAUACUGUGCUGAAAUAAGUGUAGAAACCAAGCGUUAGUAGAAGAAACUCCCAUAGCUCCUAAAGGAAGUCCUACAAAAUUCGACUCCUCCAAGUGCGGUUAGUAUUAAGUUCCCAUCUAUAUUUCACAAGUGAAUGAGUUUUGUGUUAAAAAAGUGCUAAGAUGUCUCAACUCUCCAAUGGACUAUGUCGAAACUUUAGAGUCGUGGGUAUACUAUGCGUCGGUCUACUGAUAGGCUACUGCCUAGCCCAAUUUUUAUUUUGGUCUGCACGAGAAGAGGAGAUCAAAUGGUGGCCUAGUAGGGCUCACUUCAAAUCACUCAGUCUAAUCAGCAGAGAGCAUGCUAACCUGUCAACGAUAGAAGCAGGAACCCCAGCUCCAGUAGUCAAAGUGAAAAAUAAAAAUCGAAUCCUUUGCUGGGUUAUGACUGCCCCAGCUAAUCAUCAGAAAAAAGCAAAGGCCGUCAAGGAAACGUGGGGGAAGCGAUGUGAUAUAUUUCUCCUGAUGAGUUCGGCGGAAGAUAAGGACCUAGGAACGGUUGUGUUGGCAGUGGAAGAAGGACGAAAAAAUCUCUGGUUGAAAACGCGGGAUGCGUUUAAGUAUGUCUACGAUCACUAUCUGAACGAUGCUGACUGGUUUCUUAAGGCAGACGAUGAUACAUAUGUCAUUGUCGAGAAUCUUAGAUACAUGUUGAGCACUCACAAAACAGAGACUCCCAUUUACUUCGGUUUCAAGUACAAUACAUACAUGAAACAGGGCUACAUGGCUGGUGGAUCAGGUUAUGCCCUUAGCCGUGAAGCAGUGAGACGCUUUGUCGAGGAAGGUUUGACUAAGAACGAUACUUGCCAGAAAUUCAAAUUUGCCGAGGACGUCUGGAUUGGGAAAUGUUUGGAGGAAUUGAACGUGAUUGCUGGGGAUAGUCGUGAUGAACUAGGACGAGAACGGUUUUCAGCUCUCUCGUUGGAUCGUCUAUGGUGGAGCAAAAAAUCUGAGAAAUGGUUUCAGAAAUACGCAUUUUAUCCGUUACGGGAGGGAAAAGAUUGCUGUUCUGAGUAUCUGGUGGCUAUCCAUUACAUGACUCCCGAGAGUAUGGUAUUGUAUGACUAUUUAAUAUAUACACUAAAGGUUUAUGAUAAACUUUUGUGAUUGUUUAUGUUUUAGAAAU
Hermetia illucens (black soldier fly) is the source of this 1498-nucleotide messenger RNA. Its product is annotated as glycoprotein-N-acetylgalactosamine 3-beta-galactosyltransferase 1-like. Bases 496 to 1479 code for a protein of 327 amino acids. NCBI's taxonomy places the organism in Eukaryota, Metazoa, Arthropoda, Insecta, Diptera, Stratiomyidae. Gene Ontology annotation, cellular component: membrane. The record is from RefSeq and is a predicted model, not a curated record. The transcript has 5 exons. Gene Ontology annotation, molecular function: N-acetylgalactosaminide beta-1,3-galactosyltransferase activity.